GACACCAUGGCCGAUAUCACGGCAGCGUUCAACACAGCGCUCAAAGCUCAUAAUGCGCCGCCGGUCACGUCACAUCGCUACUCAAUCGACCGACUGGACGAGUUUUUGAAAGAAGCAUACAGUAUCGUACGUCAAGAUGCUGUGACCGAGCUAUAUGCAAUAGCUUACGUGCAAAAGAAUGCUCGUAUAGCAGACUUAACUGCAUAUCUCCGCGCCAUCAGACCUUCCUACCUAUCCACUGCUCCCGCACCUCGACGACCGCAACGACAGAACUCUGCAGACCAAAAGUCCACUCAUGAUGCAACACAACGACACCUGUCCGACACCGAAAGGGCUUCGAUUGAUGCUGAGGCAAAGACUGUGCUGCGACAGUUACAUGCUGCCGUCGAGCGCAUAAGCCAGACCGAGCAGGUUAGACAGGACACUGCGUCUCAUAUCGCACUGCGCAAACGCAACCAAGGCGGUCUUGGUGCCAUUGGAAGAUGGGCGGCCGGAGGAGCCGUCACUGCGAAGAGUGCAGAAGAAGAGGUGGAAGAGGCUAGGCAANAGAUGCUCAACGCACACAGAGAGAGUAUCGUCUGGUUUUUACAAGCUAAACUCAGAGAGGCUGGCACUCUGCAGAGCACCAUGAUGGAGAUAAGAAUACAGCGUGAAGUCGAAAAGAGCAAAAGUGUGCUAUACAAAGCAAAGAGCAGCAGCGUUCCUGCUCACAGCUUCGAUGCCGCGCUGGACUCGGAGAAAUCAACAACACAGGGGCAGGAGAGGGCAGAACCACAGUUGAGCGCUGAACAGAUGCAACUCUUCGCACAAGAGAACCAAGACAUGAUGAAGCAUUACCAGGAUACUUUGGACCAAGUCCGCACGGCGGAGAGAUCUCUCAUCGAGAUUUCAGAACUACAAUCAACUCUUGUCGCGAAUUUAACGGAGCAGAACGAGCACAUCGAGCAACUGGUGCAAGAUUCUUUCUUCACGACAGAAAACGUUGGAAGAGGAAACAAGGAGCUAAAGCGGGCAAGCGAACGACCCAGCGGUGCAAGGAUCCUAUUCCACAGCACAUGCGCAUUCUGUGCAUUCCUCGUCGUGUGGGAUUUGAUAUUCUAG
Molecule: messenger RNA, 1101 nt
Organism: Aureobasidium musti
Lineage: Eukaryota; Fungi; Ascomycota; Dothideomycetes; Dothideales; Saccotheciaceae
Source: the annotation of a GenBank genome assembly